GGGGCCCCUCCCCGCCGGGCUGGUGCGUCAGGUCCCCUCCCAAGCGGCAGCGGUGAGCGGCACCCUCGGACCCGCGCCGGUACCGCUGCGGACCUCCAGGGCACCCCAGUGCUCAGCCUCGCCGCCCCCAGUUCCAGCCGCGCGCGACAGUGCCUCUGCAGUGAGAUUCAGGGAAACGCGGAAAAAUGCGCUUCCAGGAACUUUACAACUCUUGCCUUUCUUCGGUCGGGAAAGACAUUUUAUAAACUCUUGGGAGUUUUAGCCAGAAAUUUGCAUCGGAACCGCCUUGGGCUUUUCUGGAGGUUCCACAGACAUCGCUUGGGAGACCGUCAACCCCCCCCACGCACCGUUAGACUUGGUUCCUUCAAUUAUGAGCAAUCUGUUGAAUCCAGAUGCCAUUUUCUCAAACAAUGAGAUGAGCCUGUCAGACAUUGAAAUCUAUGGCUUUGAUUAUGAUUACACAUUGGUGUUUUAUUCCAAGCACCUCCACACGCUGAUAUUUAAUGCUGCUCGGGACCUUCUCAUCAAUGAACACCGGUAUCCCGUGGAAAUCAGGAAGUAUGAGUAUGAUCCCAAUUUUGCAAUUCGCGGACUUCAUUAUGAUGUGCAGCGGGCUGUAUUGAUGAAGAUUGAUGCUUUUCAUUACAUCCAGCUGGGAACUGUCUACAGAGGCCUCAGUGUUGUCCCUGAUGAAGAAGUUAUUGAAAUGUACGAGGGGUCCCACGUGCCUUUGGAACAGAUGAGUGACUUUUAUGGAAAGAGUUCCCACGGAAACACCAUGAAACAGUUCAUGGACAUCUUCUCCCUGCCUGAGAUGACCCUCCUGUCCUGUGUGAACGAGUACUUUCUGAAGAACAACAUUGACUAUGAGCCUGUCCAUCUGUACAAAGAUGUCAAGGAUUCAAUUCGAGACGUGCACAUCAAAGGAAUCAUGUAUAGGGCAAUCGAGGCAGAUAUUGAAAAGUACAUCUGCUAUGCUGAGCAGACCCGUGCGGUGUUGGCCAAGCUGGCUGAUCAUGGAAAGAAGAUGUUUCUCAUCACCAACAGCCCCAGUAGUUUUGUGGACAAAGGGAUGAGGUAUAUUGUUGGAAAAGACUGGAGGGACCUGUUUGAUGUGGUCAUCGUUCAGGCCGAGAAGCCAAACUUCUUUAAUGAUAAGCGGAGACCUUUCGGCAAGGUGAAUGAGAAAGGUGUCUUGCUCUGGGAUAAAAUCCACAAGUUGCAGAAAGGCCAGAUUUACAAGCAGGGCAAUUUAUAUGAAUUUUUAAAGCUUACGGGAUGGAGAGGAUCCAAAGUGUUGUAUUUUGGUGACCAUAUAUACAGUGACCUGGCGGAUUUGACCCUGAAGCAUGGCUGGCGAACUGGCGCAAUUAUUCCAGAGUUAAGAUCUGAGCUCAAAAUCAUGAACACGGAGCAGUACAUUCAAACCAUGACCUGGCUGCAGACCCUGACCGGGUUAUUGGAACAGAUGCAGGUUCACAGAGAUGCCGAGUCACAGCUGGUUUUGCAGGAGUGGAAGAAAGAAAGGAAGGAGAUGAGAGAAAUGACCAAAAAUUUCUUCAACGCCCAGUUUGGAAGCUUGUUCCGCACAGACCAGAACCCCACCUACUUCCUGAGGCGCCUGUCACGAUUUGCUGACAUCUAUAUGGCGUCCCUGAGCUGCCUCCUGAACUAUGAUGUCAGCCACACGUUCUACCCCAGGAGGACUCCACUGCAGCAUGAGCUUCCCGCAUGGGCUGACCGGCCCCCCACCUUCCGACUCCCUCUCCUGCAGGAGGUCCAGGCCAAAUAACCAGGUACCUGCCUGAGGAAGACAUCAGCAACAGUGAUGGCUCCUGCGUGGGUGGACGUGGUGGGCUUGGCUUUGUGUGGACGUGCAUGUUGCUUUUGGAGGAGAUGCAAACAUGCCUUUUGAUACUUGUUUGUACCUUGUGGAGAAUACUCCCCAGGUUGUUGGGACAGAAGCUAGCAGCCCACCAGUCCUGCCUUCAUGUUUCCUGCACUGUUGGGUUGAAUGACCAACUUCAUCUGACACCUUGAUUAGGCUUUUUGUUUACCCAGGUACUGUAACUGGGGCCAGUUUUCUUGGGUAAGUGAGACUUGUUGUGCCAUGUUUGUAGCCAGCAGGUGAAGCCCUGAAACUCGACUCUUCAUGGAGAAUGUGCUGAGCAGCCACAGGCAUGCACUGGGAACAGCAGGGGCAUAUGUUACUCAGCAAUAACUGCUAGUGAAAAGCCGCCGGAGUUAGUGAGCUCUCCAGCAGUGUGACAUGACCGUCAGUAGCAGAGAUGAUCCCCCAGGAGCAGCCCACUCCCAGAUCCUUUGGUACCCGGGCUUUGGCAUUCUGGGGCAUCACUUGGAAGAAGACAGCCUCCCUGGAAAGUCUUAUGUGAGAAGGAACCAGAGAAGUUCAAGUCCUUGGUUGGCCGCAGUGUCCCCUUCCUGUGCAUACUACCCCCUGCUGAGGAAGACAAAUGAACCACAAGUGAUGGGCGGGUUCACUCCUUCCCCAGAGGAGCAGGGCGAGGAGAGAAGAGCUGUGGUUAAAUUUCCAGCUAGCAGAACAGACUGCACAAUAGGGCUGUGAGAAAUGGGCAGGUCAGAAGAACCUUUGUGGUGGGUCUCCCAGGAGUUCAUUCAUUACACCUGAACAUGCCAUCUAGGUGUUGGUUAAGUGUGCUACGUGGCAGAAGAUAAUGAAACAGGAAAAAUAAUUUCCUUAUAAAGAGAUGCUAUGCCAUGAGCCCUGCUAGGUUGUGUUGGUGUCUCAUGGAAACAUACACAUUUCCGGUAGCUGUCCUUGUGUGGAGGGUGACUUGCAGGUGCCUGCCUCUGGUGGAUUGUCAGCGGAGGGGAGGUGCUGAAUUCAGCACUGGGGGAGGCGGAGCCUCCCUGCUCAGCCCUCUCCAGUCCUCGCCUCCCCUGGGACGCCUUCCCUGCCAUGUUCAUGUGGCAGUUAGGCUGGAAGUUGGGGUGGUCUUCUUUGGGUGUCUUUAAGAUGGGAGAGGAUAAAGGGCACGGAAGCUAAGAGAAAAAGAAUGAUCCAGGUAACCGAGUAUUCUUGUUUCCUAGGACAAUGCAAGUGACAUAAAUCCUUAAGCCUGAAGAAUGGCGGACAUGGGAAGGAAGCUUGUGGAGAGUGCUUGCUUAUUUAGCAUUUUAUUUUAAGAAGUUUUUCAGAACCAGGUACUGAUGAAAUGCUAGCUUGACAUUCCGUAGGCUACCUGCCAAAACGCACAACUUAAAGGUGCAAUGUAGCAUCCUUUGUAAUGCCGCUUGUAAGGGGAUUUUUUGUUGUAUUUUACUAUACGAAGGUGGCCCUUUAGACCCAGCAGACCCAAUCAGGCCCUCUUUUACCCUUCUGAAUAUUGUUAUAAACACAGGACUCCAUUUCUUUUUCAGAAUGGGGUAGGCAUAUGGUUUGCUGUUUGUUAGCUCCUGUGUGUUUUAAGCACCAGAGUGUAUGGGCGGGGAGACUGGUGCUUAGCGGGUGCAGGGGGCUGGCCAGAUCUGCUUGGUGUUAAGGUCUUUAAAGGAUGUGCUGGCACUCCUGGCUCAUGGUUUCUGCUGGGAGAAGCUGAGUUGAGGGAGUAGGUAUUGCUGAAAAAUUUUUUCUUUGUUUUUAUUGAGUCAUCUAGAUAUUCAUUGGCUGUCUCCUUGGUGCUAGCUUACAGGUUGUUUGGUUUACUCCAGAAUGAGAUAAAACUAUUUUUAAAACACGUUUGCAUGGCUGUCCAAGUUAGGUGACCCAAGCCUUUGGGGCAGAAAUACAUUUUCUGGGUAUGAAUAGUGAAUUUUGCAACUUAUUACUAAUUAGGGUUUCAUUCUCAAUGCUGUUGAACAUGGCAGUUCAUGUGAGAUCUACCACGUGGCAGAAGUCUGGCAUCUGUCCUAGCAGGGCCGCCAAGUGUCAGGACAGCCAUUUCCAUAUGAGGGACAAAGGCAUUGUCUUCGUCUGUGCUCAGUCAAGGUAGAUUUUAACUUGUCACUGUCACAGCUCAACUGGGAUUUGACUCACCGCACCGUGCGUUCUCUUCCUUCCCGUUCUCUGGUGUGCACAUGAAUGAAAGCAUAUUGGGACAAGGGACGUGAGCCUACUUUCUCCCAUUUAAAAAUCAAUUUGGAAAGCAACCAGAAUAAAAUUAGUUUGCACAUUGAAUAAUAUUUUCUGUUUUUAGUCUUGGUUAGAAUGACUUUGUAAAAACUUUGUGAACAAAAAUUCAUAGUUCCGGGCAGUCCAUGCCAGCAGGUGACAGUUCAGCCAGGCUCCUGGUACCUGUAGCAGGUUGCCUGGGAGGGGACCUGCAUAACUGGUUUUUCCAGAGUGGCUUUUAUAAAGGAAACUUGGCUUUUAAAGUAUUUUAGGAGUUUGUUGUAGAGCUCCCACUUUCCUCCUAACAGCCUCUUUUAAAAAAAAUUCUCUUCAGCUCCAUUUUUUUGCUGUACCAUUAAAUGCCAUGUAAACAUAAACCACCUGUUACUGAUUUGGUUCAUCUCAGACUAAAUUACUAGUUGCUUUGAUGCAUUGGAUUAUUGCAAAGGAGAAAUGAAAAGUAAUCUUUCUUCCUAGCUAAUUUAGUUUGGGCGAACCAAAUGGCUUUCCCUCCCUCUUCCUCCCAAAAGGCUUUUGAAGCAGUUGAGUGUGCUAAAUAUUGGAAUUGGAUUCCACUAUGCCAAAUGCUCAUUUGUUGCCAAAGACCCACUUGGGGAUCCUUGUCUAGAAUGCUCUAAGACUAAAUUUGGCUAGAGGCAGGGUUCCUUGAUUGCUCUAUUCAACUACUUAGAGAGCCUAUGUUUUGCCUUCUUAAUACUGAUUUCCUUUUUUUUUUCUUUCAUUAGCAUUUGAGAGCUUGGCUCCAAGUUCAGCCAACCCUUAACCAACCCUAGUGGUUUAAGGAAAGGAAAGGAAAUGAAGUUUCUCUAAUGAAGGGUUCCCCAAACUUUUUCUGUAAAGGGCCAGAGAGUAAAUACUCUGGGCUUUGCAGGUCACUUUCUGUCACCACUGCUCGGAAUGGGCACGGCUAUGUUCCAUUACAGCUUGAUUUACAAAAAGCAGUCUGUGGCCUGGAUUUGGCCUUUGGGCCAUAGUAUGCUGGCCCCUUCUGUAAUGGGUUGUGUUGGUAUCUUUGAAUGCAUGCAGGGGGACAAGUUUCUAGUGUGUGCAACUAGCAGAAGGCAGUCCCAUAGGUACGAGCACCAUAUUCCUGUAAGAAUGUUCCCCCAAGAAUGAACUCUUCUCUGGGCCUAUUUAUUUAUAUGGUCAGUAGUCAAGUACUGUGUUUCCAGAACCUGGCAUAACUGUUGUGUGUGACACAGCUGUCAGGCUCAGGCACUGGUGAAUGUACCUCUUGUUGCCCUAGGCUGUGAUUGUGCCACUAGUGGGAAGGAUGCGCUUGGCUGCCCAGAAUAUCCUUUGGGAUCGAGGGUUUAUUCUCCCAGCUGCAGGGCGAGCCACAGUCUUACUGUCAAUCCUCUGGGAGAUUCCCCUUCAGAGAAGCCCUGCCUUGGAUGAGGUCACGCUCCCUCCUGGAGCACCCCCUGCCUGGCCCCCUGGGACCUCUCUGUGUCUGCACUGCCACCCCACUCCUGCCUGCCAGCCCUGCUUCCUUCCUUUUGCGUUUCUCUCCUUCCAUCCCAGAUGUUGAUCGCAUGAACACUUUCCUUAAAUGGCCUGCAUGGGGCUGCCCAUCUUGCAUCUGCUUCCCAGGAGCACAGCCUGCAACAGUGCUUCUCACUUUUUUGAGUCUUGCAGGCUUCAACUCUGACUUAGGAAACUGGGUUCUGAUUAUUUAAUAGAAUGACAGAUUGUGCCUCUCUGAUGGGAGGCACAAAAAAUGCAAAGCAUGCAGGUUCAUUAUUUAUUCUGAAUGUGAAUUUGCCAUUUAUUGUAAAUGUUAAUUUUAUGUUAUAUGAUAUUGAACUCAUUGCCAAAUAAAAGUUUGAAUUGCAUUGUCUAGUUUACUGUAGGUCUGUUUUUUUGUGGGCUUACGUUAGUGGCAAAGCCAUAGCAAAUUCUAAUGUAUCUAAGAAAGUACAUCCGUGCGAGGAGUGGCAGAUGUGGGGUGCGUUCCUCUCUCCCCUUGGCCCGUCACCCCAGCCAUGCACUCUCACUUGUUUUCAGAGUUGAAGGCUGUGUCAUUAAGACACAGGUGGAAAAUUGGUGUGAACGUGCCUUAGGUGGGCAGCGGGUAACCCAUGUGGAAUUUCAUUCUCUGACAGACAGUCCCUCCUUGCAAACAGGAAGCUGGUGAUCCACAUGUUUGUCUGCAAAUUACCAGGGAAGCUGGAAACUGGAAGCAGUGUUACAAGGGAAGAAAAUACUGAAUAGUACUCAAUUAGGAGAGAAUGACAUGUAGUCAAAUCACAACUGGGUUUUGGAUAAAUAUUUUGAAGACCUUGUUUGUUUUUUUAAACUAUGUAAGUGUGUGUGGUGUGUGUGUGUGUAUGUGCAUGCAUGUGUGCAUUUAAACACCCUUGAGCUGUUAAAUUUAAAUACCUAAAUAUCCUCGACUUUCAUUGUACCAGGGCCUGAGUCUUGUGCACUCUUCCCAUGACUCCAUGGACGGCCUGCUGUUUUUCCUGUUAGUCACUUGCCUAUUUGUGGUUGUGAUGGUGGUGUUGGUGGACUCACUAGGGAUCUGGUCCACAUUUUUUCCGGGAGGGAUUUCCUGGAAAUGCGGCAUUGUUCCCAUCAUGGCAUGUCACCCUAGAGAAGCUGAUGUACUGUUCCUUUGCCUGAAACUGGGACUUCUUCCCUGUCUUGGAGUUGUGAAAAAGCUUACAUGACGUUCUGGGGCUUCCAGAAUUUUGGACUUGAUGCAGCAGAAGCCCUGGUAAUGUGGAACAAAAUUAUUUGGGCCAUGAGGGCACCAGGAAGCAGAGUAGGAGACCUGAUUUGCCCAGCCUUUCACUUCUCUGUCCCCAGCUGGUUCCCAAGCCUGCCCAGUACUACCUGCCAGGGGC
Molecule: messenger RNA, 6963 nt
Organism: Manis javanica (Malayan pangolin)
Lineage: Eukaryota; Metazoa; Chordata; Mammalia; Pholidota; Manidae
Gene: NT5DC3
Product: 5'-nucleotidase domain containing 3
Molecular function (GO): 5'-nucleotidase activity
Source: RefSeq, a predicted model, not a curated record